Dendronephthya gigantea is the source of this 697-nucleotide messenger RNA. RefSeq lists its product as uncharacterized. The coding region runs from base 1 to 696 and encodes 231 amino acids. NCBI's taxonomy places the organism in Eukaryota, Metazoa, Cnidaria, Anthozoa, Malacalcyonacea, Nephtheidae. The record is from RefSeq and is a predicted model, not a curated record. The transcript is spliced from 4 exons.
AUGGCGGCGACCAAGCGUCAGGCUACGCGUGUUGACUACGCGCAAUUAGACAACUUUAGCUCUGUUGUUUUGUACGAUAAUUCUGCGCCCCGAAAGAAGAAGGGAAAGACAUAUGAGGUGGAAAGAAUAAUUGGCAGAAAGAAAAACACAAUUUCUACUUACAAUUUGGCCUGCUACUAUUCAUAUCUUAUUAAGUGGGCUGGAUGGCCUCUAGAUGCGUGUACUUGGGAGCCUUCUGCUCAUUUACCUGAGAGCUUAUUAAGGAGUUAUGAUCGUCCGCCAAAACCAUCUUCCAGCAGACUAGAAUCAACUGCUAGAGCAUUUGCUUGUGGUAUUCUGCACCUAUUAAAAUCAAAGGCAAUGGGUAGUGGAUACAUUGACCUUGAGCUUGAUUGUUGGCGAUACAUCACCCAAGGGAAAGGAACACCAUCAGAACAUAGGGGACAUGUUCUUUAUAAUAAGAGUGAUUUUAGUCGCCUUCCAAUGCUACCUCCUGACUGGUGGUAUUAUUUUAAUCAACAUGGGGAGGGGAAGAAAGUUGAUUUUCCCAUGAAGAUCAAACCCAUAAUUGGUUGGUCAUCAAAGAAGUAUGUCUUCGAUGGAAAGAAAAUUGUACCAGGAAAAAGGUUUCCAAUUGAAAAAAUAAGUGUUUCCUUUGCUCGGGUACCUUGUAAUGAAAAAAAUUAUUGUAUAUAGG